Messenger RNA from Micromonas commoda, 1263 nucleotides. It is a transcript of the gene RSP23, whose product is annotated as flagellar radial spoke nucleoside diphosphate kinase RSP23. The transcript has a single exon. Bases 1 to 1263 code for a protein of 420 amino acids. Gene Ontology annotation, biological process: CTP biosynthetic process; UTP biosynthetic process; GTP biosynthetic process. Gene Ontology annotation, molecular function: nucleoside diphosphate kinase activity; protein binding. The record is from RefSeq and is a predicted model, not a curated record. NCBI's taxonomy places the organism in Eukaryota, Viridiplantae, Chlorophyta, Mamiellophyceae, Mamiellales, Mamiellaceae.
AUGACCGCGACGAACGACGAGUGGAAGGGUCUCGAGAAGACCUACGCCAUGAUCAAGCCCGACGCCGUGGCGGCGGGAAAGGUCGAUGACAUCCUCAAGAUCGCCGAGGACGCGGGUUUCGUCGUCGUCCGGCGCCAGGAGCAGCGCAUGGACGCCGUCCGCGCGGGCGAAUUCUACGCCGAGCACAAGGGGAAGCCCUUCUACGCCAACCUCGUGGGGUUCAUGUCCAGCGGGCCGAUCGUGGCGUGCUGCCUCGCGAAGCACAACGCGAUCAAGGACUGGCGCGCCCUGAUGGGACCCACGAACACGUUCACCGCGAGGGAGGACGCGCCCAAGUCCCUGCGCGCCAAGUUCGGCACCGACGGCACGCGCAACGCGACGCACGGAUCCGACUCGCCCGCAUCCGCGAUGCGCGAGCUCAAGUUUUUCUUCCCGAACCUUCGCCUGGACCCGAUCCCGGAGGGCGCCGCGGCCCGGGAGUACGUCGCGCGGGAGCUCCAGCCCACGCUCGUGCAGGCGCUCGCCGCGUUGGCCAAGGAGAAACCGUCCGCGAACAAGCUCGAGGCGGUCAAGUGGCUCGCCGAUUGGCUACGCGCCAACAACCCCAACACCCCGCCGUCCUACUCGGAGGCGGAACUCCCGCUGAACCCCGACGACGAGGCCGUCGCCGACGGCGAGUUUUUCUCGACGGUAGCCGCGACCGCGGACGCCCAGGACGCCGCCAACGUCGUCGACGCCCUGGACGACCUGGAGGAGAUGGCGCGCGCGGCGACGAAGGUGCAGUCGCACUUUCGCGGUCAUCAGGCUCGACGGUCCGCGGCGCAGAGGCGAAGGGACGCGUUGGGGGGCGGACACGCGGAGACGCGCGUCGCGGUCGAGUCGCACACGGACGUGAUUGAGAUGGAGGGCGACCCGGAGGAACUCGCGCGAGCCGCGGCCACGGUGCAGGCGUCGUACCGGGGUCACAGGGCUCGCCGGGACGUGGCGAGGAUGAGAGCCGACGCCGACGCCGUCGCCGCCGCGGCGGUGAGCGGCAGCGGCGAGGCGGCUCUCUCCUUCGAGGGCACCGAGGAGGAGCAGAGCGCGGCGGUGAAGCUGCAGAGCAACUUCCGGGGGCACAUGGCCAGGCGGGAGGUGGCGGCGGAGCGGGCGAGGGCGGAGGAGGAGGUGGAGCUGGCGCGGGCGGCGACGAGGGUGCAGGCGGGGUUCCGCGGGCACCUGGCGAGGAAGCAGGUGGCCGGGAUGAAGGGCGGGGACGCGUGA